Plodia interpunctella (Indianmeal moth) is the source of this 2170-nucleotide messenger RNA. It is a transcript of the gene sing, whose product is annotated as singles bar. The record is from RefSeq and is a predicted model, not a curated record. Gene Ontology annotation, cellular component: membrane. NCBI's taxonomy places the organism in Eukaryota, Metazoa, Arthropoda, Insecta, Lepidoptera, Pyralidae. Bases 536 to 1084 code for a protein of 182 amino acids. The transcript is spliced from 4 exons.
UCAUAUUACUAAAAUAGGAUUAUUUUAAAACAUGAUUUGUUUAUCUGCCACAUCCGCAAUCCGUAAAUAAAUAGCCACCCUCCGCGACGUCCUGGCUCGUGGGGGUUAUUUUUAUCUUGCGCCCACGUCGUGUUCGAACACGCGACAAAACACAAUUAUUUAGUCUUUCAUCUUUGUGUAGUAAAGUUCUUUUUAACUGAUUAAGAUUUUUACAUUCAUAUAAACAUGUAGAUAAGUAUAUUUAAUUUUGUUAGUCAAGAAAUAUGUGCGUUAUUAAUGUUCCAAAUAUUUUUUGUGCCAAAGUCGAUUUGUCCUAAUUCCAAUUUAGUCGUUCUUUAUUAUUUAAGUAUUGAGGUGCAAGUUCGCUGAACCCUUCGGAUACAUACGUAGCGAAAUGUCUAAAAAUAUUGUGUUGUGGUGACUAACGCUGGCCGCUAAUGUUUUAACUCUCUCGGCAUCCCGGCUUCCUGCCAUUCAUUCCUAUUCAUCUGCUCGAAGCAGUGUUUCGAUCGUAUUUGUGUUUGUGGUUUGAGAAAUGACUCGAGGACCGACAAUAGUGCGUGUAGCGCCAAGCGGGGGCGCCGGGGGGAGGGGCAUCAAGUGCUGCUGUUGUCGCUGCUGCGAAUGCAUCAAUUUCGGAUACCUGACUACUCAGCAUGGCCUCAUUAAAUUGGCUGAAGCUAUGCUGGGCGGUUUGUGCCAGAGCCUGCUGGUGAAGUACGGCAUGUCGGAGGCCAGCAGUAUGGGCUCGGCAUUCCACGGCUUCCUCACCACCGCCUCUGCCUGUCUGCUCACCACAGCUCUCCUGAUCGCCUGCUAUGUGCUGUCUGCUAACUCGCACCAGCUUAUAAGGCAGUCCAUUUUUGAAUGCCUGUUCAACGCAGUAGCUUGUUUCCUGUACUUGUCGGCGUCGUCAUACAUGGGAGUGGCUGUCAACAUCUACCUGUACCCGCGCUAUGCACUCGUCAAUAUGUACGCGGCCUAUCCGGCGAUGACUGCCGUUUAUUACAUCGGAGUGAUAGUUGGGAUACUUCACGGAGUGGACGCAUAUAUAUCGUACAAGGGCCUGAAAGGAUACAGGUAAACAAUACCACAUCGGACGGAUUAAUAAUAUGUAUUAUGACAGACUAAGUAAAACAAUUGUUAAAUUAUAACUAAGAAAAAAUAAUUCUUAAAACAGCGUGCUUUUCAACUAUCAUAAAUGCGUGUUAUACCUAAAUAAGUAUUGCCUCUUUUCUCUCACACCUUUUGUUCGAACUAUGAAGUAUUUGUAUUGCCCCAAUGGUUUGUAAUGAAAUGGCGUGUAUUUUUACGCAUCAAAAAUAUGUUUUGUAAUAUAGCGAUAGAAAGAGAUUGCAAUAAAUUGGUCCAAUAUAUUGUGUAUUUACAGCCACAAUUGUUUACGGCAUGUAUGACAUAACGCGAAACUUUACACAAACUCUUACGAACUUUUCACGAUGCAGUCACAGUUAGUUAGUGGUAUCAUUUUUUCCUAAUAGCAUAGGGUACACCAAUUAAUAUGUAACUAAGUAUAUUUUUUCCGACUCUCAAUUUCAGGAAUGUAAAAAUGUUUAUAAUCAUAAAAAAUAGAACUUUAUUUUUAAUAUUUAGACUAGUCCAUUCCACCUUUAAUGAUAUUAAAUUAUAUUUGUAUGAAUAAAUAAGUAAUUCUUAGCAGUUAUAAUAUAUUCUCUAUAAUAAAUAUAUAUUAUCCUCUAUAAUAAAAUAAAUAAAUAAAUAUAUUAGGAUAAAUCACAGAGAUUGAGCUAGCCCCAAAGUAAGUUCGAGACUUGUGUUGUGGGAUACUAUAUCAACGAUACUAUAUUUUAUAAGAAAUACAUAUAUAGAUAAACAUUCAAGACCCGGGCCAAUCAGAAAAAGAUCAUUUUCCAUCAUGACCCGACUGGAGAUCGAACCCAGGACCUCUCGGUUCAGUGGCAAGAACUUUACCACUGCGCCACCGAGGUCGUCAUAAUUGGGUUGCAUCAGUCAACAUUGAAGUUAACUUUAACUUGCGCAGAACAGGUGCAUAAGGUGAGGUCCCUUAGGAGAGGGUGAGGAGGACGUAUGUAUUUACAUUAAUGUAUGAAUUAGCUCUUAAGAACAGAAAUUAUAUUUUUUACCUAAGUACGUUUCUGCUAAUAAACAAUUAAAUUAAUUUUAAAAACCA